This is a messenger RNA of Exophiala viscosa, 1191 nucleotides long. RefSeq names its product tagatose 1,6-diphosphate aldolase. The record is from RefSeq and is a predicted model, not a curated record. Bases 253 to 1140 code for a protein of 295 amino acids. Gene Ontology annotation, biological process: carbohydrate metabolic process. NCBI's taxonomy places the organism in Eukaryota, Fungi, Ascomycota, Eurotiomycetes, Chaetothyriales, Herpotrichiellaceae. Gene Ontology annotation, molecular function: aldehyde-lyase activity; zinc ion binding. The transcript has a single exon.
GCAUGGAACACGGACAAAACGGACUCGGAGCACCCCGGCGAAAUCACCGAGUGGCCCAUAACUGCCGGACUACUGUGGUGCUUCAUGAGGGACGACAUAUAACAAAACCCAGCUGCCGUUUCGACAACAAGUUCAUAUUGAUCUUGGCUGACUCAGGACGUUCCCGUUGACUACCAUUGGAAAACCCACUUUACACUCGCAUCAACACUUCGCCUUCUCACCCUCUCAGACAAACACAGAAUUACCGCCAAAAUGGUCGCUGCCAAACCCAAAGACCUAAGCCAAAACCGAGCUCUCAAAAUCGUCAAAAAGGCCUUUGAUGAAGGCUACGCCGUCCCAGCCCUGUGCUGCUACAACGUCGAGUCCAUCAUAGCGGGCGUCCGUGCCGCCGAGGCCAAAAACUCCCCCGUCAUAAUCCAAUUGUUUCCCUGGGCCGUAACAUACGCCGACGGCCUGUUGGUCCACGCCGCCGCCGAGGCCGCCGACAACGCCAAGGUUCCUGUCGCAGUACACAUGGACCACGCGCAAACACCCGAGAUGGUCAAACGGGCCGCUGACCUCGGCGGUUUCGACGGCAUCAUGGUCGACAUGUCGCACUACGAAAAGGAAGAGAACUUUGCCAAAACGCGCGAACUGGUCAAGUACUGCAACGACCGGGGCAUUAUCACGGAAGCCGAGCCAGGCCGCAUCGAGGGCGGCGAAGACGGCGUCGGCGACACCGCGGACUUUGCGCUGCAAGGUCUGCUAACGUCCCCGGAACAAGCGGAGGAGUUUGUCUCGUUGGGCAUCCACUGGCUCGCCCCGGCGUUCGGAAACGUCCACGGCAAGUACGGUCCCAAGGGUCCGCAAUUGGACUAUGACCGUCUGCGAGCCAUCCAGAAACAGGUCGGCGACAGGGUGCAGCUGGUCCUGCACGGCGCGUCGGGACAGUGGUUCUUCGACGAAUUAUAUGAUAAAGUGAUCUCGUGCGGUAUGGCCAAGUGCAAUAUCAACGAUGCUAUGAAUGAUCAUUUCAUCAAUGUCCUGAAGGAAAAGGCUGGUAAGGCGCCUCUGACGACGUUAAUUGAGGAAGGCACCUUGGCCAUGCAAAAGGCCAUUGAGAGGCAUAUGGAUUAUAUGGGCUCGACGGGUAAGGCUUGAAAUGAGUAGGUAGUCAUUAAUCAAAAUAUUUUAUGAGACCCAGAGCAUUUA